Penicillium angulare is the source of this 1419-nucleotide messenger RNA. RefSeq names its product fungal specific transcription factor domain-containing protein. NCBI's taxonomy places the organism in Eukaryota, Fungi, Ascomycota, Eurotiomycetes, Eurotiales, Aspergillaceae. The transcript has 3 exons. Gene Ontology annotation, molecular function: DNA binding; zinc ion binding. The coding region runs from base 1 to 1419 and encodes 472 amino acids. Gene Ontology annotation, biological process: DNA-templated transcription. The record is from RefSeq and is a predicted model, not a curated record.
AUGGCAAGUGGUUCCUCAAGCGAUGAGGCUAUUUCGAGCGAUUCAUCCGUGGGGUCUUACAGAGAUCUAGAUUUAGUACAAGAGGACAUCAGCCGAAAUGACAGUUCGGUCGCGGUCGGACAUUUCGGAAAAGGUUCAGAGGUAUCAUGGAUGCAACGACUUGAGGAUACCCUCAAAGCAGAGAUUGGUAAGACGAACUCACAUAAGCGCAGAAGAAUGUCGACCAGUCGCGACAAAUAUGAUCCUAUUCAAUCGGGUAUCAAGGAAUUCAACUAUCAUUUGGAUGACCAAGAGGCUCCAUUAGAUGACUCGGUCCAUCCAUAUGUCUUACCCCCAAGGGAAGCAGCCGAUCGAUAUUACCAUGCAUACUUGACGACUUUUCAUUCAUCGUUCAUGAUCAUUCGAGAACCAACUUUUACCGCUCAAUACAAGUCAAUGUAUGACCACCUGUCAAAGCCUCCCCCUAGAUGGCUAGCGGUAUUGAACAUGAUAUUCGCGCUUGGUGCUCGAUAUUGCCAGUCUUCCGGGGACACAGAGACAUCGGAAGGAACAAUCUUCAUGAACCGAGCAAGAAAGCUUGCUCUGACUGGAGAUAUUCUUUUCCAACAUGCGGAUCUCCAACAAAUUCAAGUAACCAUUCUAGCCGCUCUAUAUCUGAUUGAAGUGGGUCACGUCAAUAGAGCAUCCCGAAUGUCACAUCUGGCAUUGGAAUCUGCUAUAAUAUUAGGCUUGAAUCUUCGAUGGGUAGAUGAAACCACCGCUCAAUUCUCAAAAGAGAUACGAUCUCGUCUAUGGUGGUCAAUAUUGUGCGUGGAAUGUCUGAUUACGGCAACUACAGGUCGAAUAUCUGGUACAAACGAGAGCCUCAGCGCUGUUGGUCUACCCAAUCCCUUUUAUGAGAGCCGAAUAAGCAAUCCCCAAAUGGAUGCAGCUCUGAAAGGGGAAUCCACUCAUACAUCUCAUUUCACACCGCCAAUGUUCCAAUCUGAGCAGCAGAAAAAGGAGACCAUUGAACUGUUGCACACUUGCGAGCCCACUUCGUCCCUAGUCUUCCACUUCAUGGUUGACUUAAUGACAACAAACCAGUCUUUUCUCACCAAAGUUUACAGCAUAGAAGGGUUACGCCAAACUAGUAUAGAGCUAAGGCGCCGUACCCGCACUUACAGUGACUUUUUGGAUGCUUGGCUUCUUAAGCUACCCGAUUCAUACAAAUUUAUUGGUCCUGGUAACGCGAUUGAUGAUAAAUAUGGCCACAACCCAUUUCUGCGGGAACGUUGCUCAGAUCUCGCUUUGCCGCCCUUGCUUGUCAACAAUAAAGAGACCAAGAAGCAAGUCGAAAAGCACAUUUCGUCAAGAACGAAUUAUCAGAUGUUUGAGUUCAGCAUGUUCUCUCAUCGGUGUUCUGCCCGAAAGGCCUGA